Molecule: messenger RNA, 210 nt
Organism: Phytomonas sp. EM1
Lineage: Eukaryota; Euglenozoa; Kinetoplastea; Trypanosomatida; Trypanosomatidae
Source: the annotation of a GenBank genome assembly
AUGCCAAAAGUGGAUGGGGUGAGUUCUUGUACUUAUUUUCUUUGCAUUUUUGUGCGUAUUGCUUCGACCGACCCGAUGCGAUGGACGCCAGUCCUAUCUAGAAGUCAUGACCGUAAAACGACAUGUCGCCUCCAACUCAUCCAUGAUUCUCCUUUUCACCCCCAUGAUUUUAUUCGUGGUACCCCUUUCGGGGUUCCUUCUUUUUUAUAA